AUGGCAGAGUCUUUGUGUCUUGUGUCCAGUCUGCAGACGUUGGAGGGCUGUGAGGUGCUGCUGGGCCCGGAGGUCACGUAUGGUCCUCCGGGUUUAGACCUGCUCAGUCCGGUGGCCCUGACCAUGGCUCAUUGCGCAGAGAUGGACUCCACGGACCACUGGAACAUCCAGCUCAAGAGGAGGACCCCGGACAGCAAGUGGGAGCGGGCUGAGUGUGAUGGCUGCACACCUGAGCUCCUCUUCCUCCUGCGGCUGUCACACCAAUCUGAUCAUGCACAAGGGGAACGCGCCCUCUUGGGGGGGCGCAGAGCAAUUGCAUGGGGGGCCCGGGACGAAAAAUUGCAACCCAGAUUUGACAAGAUCUACAGCAUGAAGCAGGUCCACAUCAGCCACUGA
Knipowitschia caucasica is the source of this 396-nucleotide messenger RNA. NCBI's taxonomy places the organism in Eukaryota, Metazoa, Chordata, Actinopteri, Gobiiformes, Gobiidae. The record is from the annotation of a GenBank genome assembly.